Molecule: messenger RNA, 1110 nt
Organism: Glarea lozoyensis ATCC 20868
Lineage: Eukaryota; Fungi; Ascomycota; Leotiomycetes; Helotiales; Helotiaceae
Product: Protein kinase-like (PK-like)
Exons: 4
Coding region: 1-1110 (369 amino acids)
Source: RefSeq, a predicted model, not a curated record
AUGGCCAUAACCGACGAAGACUCGACUGCAGUUUCUACCACGGCCAUCCUCGCGGGACUGAAUGGCAAAUUUCCCAUAGAUGACGCUGUGAUCGAGGCAUUGCCACCAGGUCUAUCUUUUGUGUCCGUCGAAGCCUACGGCAACAGUGCUUGGACGCUAACAGGAAAGAUCACAACCCAGAGGCCUGAUGGGUCUGAGAAGUUGUUUUUCCUGAAGGCUGCAUUCGGCGAACAUGGCGGUGUUAUUCUCAAGGGCGAGUCCGAAUCGGCUGAUAUCAUAUACGGUUUGAUGCCAGACUUUAUUCCUAGGCCGUACGCGUAUGGCAAAUACAAGACGACGAAUCCUAUCACAUACUUCUUUCUGACGGAUUUUAUUGACAUGGAUGUCACAACAGCUCCCGACCCAAUGGAACUCGCAACAAAAUUAGCUCAGCUACACAAGAAGGGCCGGAAACCCGGUGGUAAGUAUGGCUUUCAUGUCACUACAUGCGAUGGUAAAAUGCCAAAUACCAUUGCCUGGCAGGACACUUGGGCGACCUUCUACGGGAACUUGCUCCAAGGUAUAUGCAACGUCGACUUGGAGACAAACGGCUCCUGGCCCGAGCUGGAGAGGGCGACCAAACAGGUCAUUACGAAAGUCAUCCCUAUUUUGCUUGGGAAUCUCAAGCACGAAGGGGAGCCCAUCGAGCCAUGCAUACUUCAUGGUGAUCUUUGGGACUCGAAUCUUGGCACCAAUAUGGCGACUGGUGAGGUUGUUAUGUACGACGUCGGCUCCUAUUAUGGCCACAAUGAGAUGGAUCUCGGCCAAUGGAGGGCCGACUUCUGCACGCAUCUUAGAUCGAACAUAUACACACGUCACUACCUAAAGAACUAUCCAGCCGCGGACCCGGUGGAGCAAUUUGAUGAUCGCAACAGACUGUAUAGCAUGAAGGGCACCAUGAACUACUCCGCUGGUCAUCCGGGCAGUAUCGUCAGACAGACAGUCUACAACAACAUGUGCUAUUUAUGUGAAAAAUAUGCUCCAAUCGAUGGUAUUGAUAAAUAUGAUGCUCAGAAAGACCCCUCGGUUACAGGCGCUCAGUUAACCCCCGAUUUCACCAAGAGGGAUUAA